This is a messenger RNA of Pecten maximus, 2717 nucleotides long. RefSeq lists its product as uncharacterized. The coding region runs from base 132 to 1037 and encodes 301 amino acids. The record is from RefSeq and is a predicted model, not a curated record. The transcript has 2 exons. NCBI's taxonomy places the organism in Eukaryota, Metazoa, Mollusca, Bivalvia, Pectinida, Pectinidae.
ACUGAACAUCAAACAAGCCGGAUAAACUGGAAUAUGACUACAGCAGGUGACUAUCUUGUUUUAGUAAUAAUUUGAGUUUAGAAUAUUUCUGUAUCCGGAUAUUAUUGAAGCAAGAACAUUCAAAGAAAGGGAUGCCCCGUCGCAUUCUUUCUGACUCUCAUAAAGGCUGGUCGGGAUGGGAAUCUCGCUUUAAUGCUGCACUCAGAAUGAGCAAAUCAAGUAUGUUUUCUACCAGGGUAAAAAAUGAACAGGAGGGAAACCGUUUGUCCAUGAAAUUACGUCAUAUCCGAAAAACCAAACAGAAAACGGAAAACGUAACGAAUAGAGAUAUCAAAGAAACUAAAGAUGAUUUUAUCAAAAUCAUCGCUUCUGGACAAGUUUAUCGAAAGCACCGAUUUGAAAAGUAUGACCCUUAUCUCAAAGACGUCAGAGAACACAGGACCGUAGUAGUGGAUAAGUUCAGGGAUAUAAAGAAGGCAACAAAGAACAUUCGACUAGCAAAUAUGAUCGCAAAAGGUCGUUUGCUUGACCUUGCACCUAUUCCCGAAGAAAGUGGUGAAAUCUCGAUCGGGACCCGUCGUGAGUCGCUAUUUCAUCCGCUUGAUCAGUCAAGUACGGUAGGAUUGAGACGUCCAUCAAUUAACAAUUCUAUUCAGAUGAAUAAUCAAGGAGAUCGUGCAUUUUCUGCAUCUUCACGGUUGACUGACUUUGGAAGCGUCAGAAGUGAACAGCUUCGCGUCAAGGAAUAUUCCCAUCGAAGGAUCAAGAGAAAGGCAAAAACUAUCAUUAUGAGUCGCGACCGAACAAUAUUCCCAGGAGAAUGCAAGUCAACUUAUGAGAUGAGGAAAUUCAUGGCGAAAGAGGCAACUGAUUUUAUCUACUCGUUUUCACCUGAGGGAAGACGGCAAGCUCAGAUAGACAAAUUGAAAAGAGAGGCACAGCUACCAGAAUUUGUAGACCGAACUAAAUCAACUUCAGCCAUACUGCGGCACUAUCAGGAAUACAAAUCCAAUCGAUCUCUUUUGGAACCCAUUUAAAUUAAUGAAUAGUUAUAGAAACCAGAGAUAGUUGUAUGCUGUAGGGAUGUUUCAUGAAUCUAGCUCUUUCAGAAAUACUACCGCAAAGGUUCUGACCCUUCUUAAUAUAGACGUUCGUAAACAGUAUGCCGUGAUUUCCUUAUAUAAUGACGUCACCAACAAACUAUGUACUGGGUGUGUCAGUUUUAAAGGGUUGUUCAAAAGAAACAUGUGAAUAGCAGGUGUAAAUCUAAAUAAAGUAAUACCCGUAAAGAAUACGCGGAAUAAUAUAUAUACAUGUACAUAUAUAAUUGCAUCAUGCAUCAUUUGUCCUAUGAGUCGUCAAUGAUUCAUGGAAAAAAUUGAAAUUCAGAAGGGAAAUCUAGAAAUUUAUGAAAGUGUCGUAAUAAUAGAAUUCAUUAUACUUGCAUUGAACAUGUACAUCCAAUGUGAUCAUUUUCACUGUCGUAUACAUAGUCCUAUCUCUGCUUUUGCUUUUAACCAUUUAUCAGAAUUGCUUCAUGUAGUACAGUAAUAAGGUGUUCGAUUAAAAAUGAUACAGGUAAUUACAUAGCCGUCCGACUUAUUAUCCUAUACAUUAUGAAAUAUUUGUCAUGUAUAAACAUUGACUGUUUCCCUAGUUGGUACAAAUGUGUAUAGCAGUAAAACAAAUCAGUUGAUAUAAUAAAUAGUUAUUUUUGUUUGGAACUAGUAAUGUUUGAAAAACAACAAAGAAUACCGACAUAAUAACUAAACCACGAUUCAAACUAAAAAAUCGAUUAAACCAGCUGGAAAAUAUAAGCAAACAUAUAGAUUUCCAUGAUGACUCCUAAAAAAAAAAUAAACAAACAAAAACAAAAACAAAAAACAAGAAUAUGAUCCAGGUGUUCCGGUAGAAUAAGCGUCCUCUGCUGCAUACACAUCACCUGACCUACAAAUCUAGGUCAAAUCCGGACUAAGUCACAGUGAUUGUUGCGACAACCCACGAGGCAUAUCAACUAACGAGUCUGACUUAAUAUCACACCAGGAAAUAAAUUAUUUCCAAAUGUGAUCUGAUGUUGACCGUAACACUUUACCAUGCAUGACCUUCACCCAACACGGACCUAUAGAAACAGCUUGAAAGAGAGCAAGGAAGAUAUGCAUUAACAAACACAGACGGUCCAUUAUGUGAUCUAGCUAUACACAAAAUUGGGUAAAAGUUGGCCUCUUGCACAACGGAUCUAAGCGCAAAUCUUUAAAGUGAAAUAUUGACGACUUUGUCGUCGCCGUUGUCGGAAAAGUAACUCUUCCUCAGAGGCGAGACAAAAAUGAUGGAUUCAGUAAAGAAUUUUGAAUUAUUAUUUUCACUUAUCUGUUGAGAAAUGAUGACCGGGUAUCAAGCCAACAAUGCAUAGUUAGAUUGUUAUUAUUCUAAUGUUAUCAAUGUAAAGGGAGACAAAGGACGCAAACAAUACGGUGACGAUCACAAUAAGUGACGUCAGUCUGCCGAGUAAAUACCGACAUUAGACAGCAAGUUAUCUAGCCAUACUUAUUCAAAUCAUUAUUGAUUAUUUCAGUUUUGUGAGUUUCACAAUACAAAUCCCAACAGUCAUCGUUUUCUUAUUCAUUGCUGGUGUUAUUCUUUGGACUUAAAAGGGGGUUAUACAUUGUCUCGAAAUCUAUUUGUUGGAAACAGACUAAAUAAAGGAAACAACCCAUUCA